Molecule: messenger RNA, 1609 nt
Organism: Pimephales promelas (fathead minnow)
Lineage: Eukaryota; Metazoa; Chordata; Actinopteri; Cypriniformes; Leuciscidae
Gene: ppa1a
Product: inorganic pyrophosphatase 1a
Biological process (GO): phosphate-containing compound metabolic process
Cellular component (GO): cytoplasm
Molecular function (GO): magnesium ion binding; inorganic diphosphate phosphatase activity
Source: RefSeq, a predicted model, not a curated record
CUCUCUCCUGCACAGGAUCAGUGUGUGAUUAGUGGAUUAUCAGCUUCUCCUCAGGCUUCAGUCACUCAGACACUCAGAGACUCUCGACAUCAUGAGUUUCAGCGCUGAGGAGCGAGGCCGAGAAAACACUCCGGACUACAGACUCUACUUCAAAAACGCGGAGGGGAAACACAUCUCUCCAUUCCACGACAUUCCCAUCUACGCUGAUGAAGCCGAGAACAUCUUCCACGCUGUUGUCGAGGUUCCUAGAUGGACAAAUGCAAAAAUGGAGAUCGCCACUAAAGAUGCCCUCAAUCCCCUGAAGCAGGACCUGAAGAAAGGGAAACUGCGCUACGUUAGCAACGUGUUUCCUCAUAAGGGCUACAUCUGGAACUAUGGAGCGAUCCCUCAGACGUGGGAGGAUCCCGGGCACCGGGACGGAGACACAGGCUGCUGUGGCGAUAACGAUCCCAUCGACAUCUGUGACAUCGGGAAUAAAGUUUGCUCUCGAGGGGAGAUCAUCCGUGUGAAGGUGUUGGGGACUCUGGCGCUCAUAGACGAAGGAGAAACCGACUGGAAAGUCAUCGUUAUAAAUGUGGAGGACCCAGAGGCUGAAGACUUCAACGACAUCGACGACGUGCGCAGACUCAAGCCUGGAUUCCUGCAGGCCACACUUGAUUGGUUCAGGAUGUAUAAAGUGCCUGAUGGGAAGCCGGAAAACCAAUUUGCCUUCAAUGGUGAAUUCAAGAACAGGGAUUUUGCCAUUAAAACAAUUAAGGACACUCAUCACUUCUGGAAAGCUCUAAUCUCCAAGAAAACAGACGCUGGGGAGCUCAACUGUAUGAACACCUGUGUCUCCGACAGUCCCUUCUGCGUCUCCGGCGCCGAGGCCAAAGCCAUCGUCGAUUCAGCUCCUCCUUACGGUGAGCCAGAGCCGGUGCCCAGCUCAGCUGAUAAAUGGUUCUAUUACUAAACGGAUAUAGAAGAUCAUCAGCGGACUGUGACGGGAACAGGGACGAAUCAUCAAUGUUUCUGCUAUAUAUUGUAUUAGUUUCUGAUUGAUUUAUGAAGUUGUAGAGCUCUGAGAAUGUUAGACAGUCUGUGCAUAAUAAUACUGUACAUGUGGACCUUUUAAUGCAAACUGGGAAUCAGAAUAAAAUGAUGUGACUUUACAAAUGUUCUCACAAUACAAGAAACUUUUAAUGAAAUAGGAUAUAUUUUUCUCCUCAUCUAUGGUAAUUUGUAUGUUAAAGGAACAUCUAAUUGUUGCAUUUUAGAUUAAUUUGUAACUUGUUUUAAUCACUAGUCUAGUGAUAGACUAUAAUUACACCUGAAUGAGGUUCAACGGGUGUUUCUUUCUAACAUGAUGAUGUUAUUUUUGACUUUCUGCUCCAUCACCAUGGCAACCCUCUUCAAAUGUAGCGGAAUCUGUUGUGUUUGAAAUGUAAAUCAUGUGAUUUUAGGCUUAUUACGUUCACACAAAAUCAAAUUAAAACUAAAAAGGUUAAGGCAGAGAUGAGAGUUUUAUUACAGGACACCCAAAUUAUGUUUUAACAUGAUAUGUAGACCAAAUAUGUUGAAGAUUUCGAGUAAAAAUGCCCUUAAUUGAAUAUUCGGCCAUACAUAAGUU